AUGUUAAAAUCUGCUGCUACUCUACGUCAACCAGUUGUAUCAUUAAAUAUCUUUAGAAAUUGUCAAAGAUCGUUUUCAAUAACCCCUGUCUCACAUUCUAUUGCCGAUUUACAAGGAACAAGAACUGAAACUGAUUCUUUUGGUGAAAUUCAAGUUCCUGCAAACAAAUAUUGGGGGGCACAAACUCAAAGAUCAUUCAUGAACUUUAAAAUCGGGGGUGAAAGAGAAAGGAUGCCUGAACCAAUCAUUCGAGCCUUUGGUCAACAAAAAAAAGCUGCCGCCAUUGUAAAUAAUUCUUUAGGAACUCUUGAUGAUACCUUAAAGGAUGCAAUCGUUCAAGCAGCAGAAGAAGUUUCACAAGGUUUAUUGAAUGAACAUUUCCCCUUGGUCGUCUUCCAAACCGGUUCAGGAACACAAUCUAACAUGAAUGCAAAUGAAGUUAUCUCCAAUAGAGCUAUUGAAUUACUAGGAGGUACCUUGGGUUCUAAACAAGUGCAUCCAAACAACCAUGUAAAUCAAUCACAAUCUUCUAACGAUACUUUCCCAACCGUUAUGCAUAUUGCCGCCUUGACUGAAAUUACAAAUACUUUAUUACCAAACUUAAUUGUUUUGAGAGAAACUCUGGAUUCAAAAGCUAAAGAAUUCGAAAAGAUUAUUAAAAUUGGUAGAACCCAUCUUCAAGAUGCAACACCAUUGACUUUAGGUCAAGAAUUCUCCGGAUACACUCAGCAACUAACAAAUGCCAUUAAAAGAAUUGAAAAGAAUUUGCCAGAAUUACAAUACAUUGCUCAAGGUGGUACUGCCGUUGGGACAGGUUUAAAUACUAAGAUUGGAUUUGCAGAGCAAUUUGCAAGACAAUUAUCAAAUCAAACAAAUCUAUCCUUCCUUACUUCUCCAAAUAAAUUUGAAUCAUUGGCUGCACAUGAUGCUAUUGUUAAUGUUCAUGCUUCCUUAAACACAUUGGCUUGUUCACUAUUCAAGAUAUCCCAAGAUAUUAGAUAUCUUGCUUCUGGCCCAAGAUGUGGUUAUGGUGAAUUAUCCAUUCCAGAAAAUGAACCAGGGUCAUCGAUUAUGCCUGGUAAGGUUAAUCCAACCCAAAAUGAAGCAAUGUGUCAAGCUUGUGUUCAAGUUAUGGGUAAUAACUCAACUAUUUCUUUUGCAGGGGCUUCGGGUCAAUUUGAAUUAAAUACUUAUAAGCCUUUAAUGAUUGCAAACUUAUUAUCAAGUACGAGAUUAUUAAGUGAUGCCAUCUUUUCAUUUAAUUUGCAUUGUGCAACGGGUAUUCAAGCAAAUAAAGAUAAGAUUGAUAGACUAUUACAUGAGUCCUUGAUGUUAGUCACUUCAUUAAACCCGAAGAUCGGUUAUGAUGCUGCUUCUAAAGUGGCUAAAAAUGCUCACCAUAAAGGGAUCACUCUAAAACAAAGUGCUCUAGAAUUAGAUAUCUUAUCUUCCAAACAAUUCGAUGAAUGGGUUAGACCUGAAAAUAUGUUAGGACCAAAUUAA
Henningerozyma blattae CBS 6284 is the source of this 1503-nucleotide messenger RNA. It is a transcript of the gene FUM1, whose product is annotated as fumarase FUM1. Gene Ontology annotation, molecular function: fumarate hydratase activity. The transcript has a single exon. The record is from RefSeq and is a predicted model, not a curated record. Bases 1 to 1503 code for a protein of 500 amino acids. Gene Ontology annotation, cellular component: mitochondrion; tricarboxylic acid cycle heteromeric enzyme complex. Gene Ontology annotation, biological process: tricarboxylic acid cycle; fumarate metabolic process; malate metabolic process. Lineage: Eukaryota; Fungi; Ascomycota; Saccharomycetes; Saccharomycetales; Saccharomycetaceae.